This is a messenger RNA of Homalodisca vitripennis (glassy-winged sharpshooter), 3564 nucleotides long. RefSeq names its product protein bicaudal C homolog 1-A (gene BicC). Bases 42 to 2456 code for a protein of 804 amino acids. Gene Ontology annotation, cellular component: cytoplasm. The record is from RefSeq and is a predicted model, not a curated record. Lineage: Eukaryota; Metazoa; Arthropoda; Insecta; Hemiptera; Cicadellidae. The transcript is spliced from 16 exons. Gene Ontology annotation, molecular function: RNA binding; protein binding.
CUAGCCGUGCGGCCUUCAGUUCAGCGGACACAGUGGACACGAUGCGACCGGAGAUGAACCCUGGCGCCUCAAGACUGCAAGGGGUGAGAGCCGCCGACUCCAUGUCCGAGGUAUCCGAGGGGACGACCGGCACCUCGGUGUCGACCAGAGGCAGCACCUACAGCGAGGAUCUGCAGGACCUGGCUCGCCACCUCGGACUCUCCGGGCCAGACCAGCUUGCACAGGACCGCUUCCGCGUGGACAGGCGCAAACUGGAAGUCAUGCUCAGAGUUAAAGAUGGAACGGUGGAACCAGCUGAGGCUUUUUUCCAAAGGGUCAUGGAUGAGACUGUCACCCAUAUAUCAUGGCCAUCUCGAUUAAAGAUUGGGGCAAAAUCAAAAAAAGAUCCUCACAUCAGGAUAUCAGGGAAAGAAGAUGGUGUUCUCGCAGCGAAGACCAAAGUUAUGGCUGUUCUAGACACAAGGAGCAACAGAGUGACAAUGAAGCUGGACGUGAGCUACACGGACCACUCUCACAUCAUCGGUCGCGGAGGACUCAGCAUCAAGAGUGUCAUGGAGGAGACGGGCUGCCACAUCCACUUUCCUGACUCCAACCGCAACAACCCAAAUGAAAAGAGCAACCAGGUGUCCAUCGCUGGUGAGAUUGAGGGUGUCGAGAGAGCCAGAGCUAGAGUUCGGGAGCUGACACCUCUGAUAUUCAGUUUCGAGUUGCCAGUUCUAAGUUCAAUGCCGGACCCUACAGCUCCACAUAUACUGAAGGUACAGGAGACGUAUGGCGUACAGGUACUGUUCCGCACUCGACCCAAGCUACACUCCACUCUGGUGUUGAUCAAGGGCUGUGAAUGGGAACUUUCCAAGGUUAAGGAAGCCACCAUGGUGCUUGUCAAACAGAUGUGCGACAGUCUUGCUGGACAAGUGACAAUUCAUAUGAUGAUGGAAAUAUCACCACAUCAUCACUCGAUAGUUGUUGGAAAAAACCACGAGAAUCUGAAGCAGAUUAUUAUGCGAACUGGAGCAAAGAUUCUGUUUGCUGAUGCCACUGACCCGAACAUUCCCCCGUUGAAGAGAAGCAAUGUGACCAUCUCAGGAGGAAUCAAUAAUGUUUAUCUUGCUCGACAACAGCUGAUUGGCAUGCUGCCACUCCUUCUCAUAUUUGAUGUACCAGAAAACUCUUUGACUGCAAACAUGAAUGCUAUUGAUGACCUUAUGAACAACUUGGAAGUCAUUAUUCAGAUGCGAAACAAACCAAAACAAAAUGUUGUUUCAAUUACUAUCAAGGGACUUGAGAAGAAUGCAAGUAAUAUAUAUGAAGCACGCCGUCAGCUUAUUGGAUUAAAAGAACCAGCCGUUCUUGCCAACAUUCCAGCAACAUACAAUGCUCUAAAUCAAGACACCCCCCCUCCUGCAUUUGGCAACCAUCCAUGCAAUGUGGAUUACUUGAGCCCCAACUGCAUGGGUGUGAACAACAUGUUCUUGUCACCCCACUGCCAGUCUCCGAUGUUGGACAUGGGGUGGAACCAGCUAGGCGUGCACUAUCCUCACCAGCUGCUACUGCAGCACUUACUGCCUCGGGGACACCAGCUGGGCCACCAGGAGCGUAACUCUCUCAGUCACUUCUCCUUCUCCAUGCCUGACAUCGCAGUAACUUCAGGGACCGGAGCACCAGUGACAAGCAACAUGGUAGGAGGACACUCCCCACUCAGCAGUAAUGCCAGCCCUCUGUCCAGUCCAUGUGCCAGCCCCCGCAAUGUUUCCCCUGUGCAGAACCUGUCUUCUGAUCACCAGUCAGAUCAAGCUUCCUUCAAUGACUCGUCUGAUCUAAGAGCCCCGGGAUUUGAACGCCAGAAGAGGUUUUUCGACUAUCAUCAGCUAAAAUUACAGGCAACUCAUGCUUUACAAGGGCAGCCGAAGCCAACUGAUCUACGUGUUCCAACAUCUUCUUGGGCUGGUUACGGAUUCAGUCAGUCCAGCCCCAGUGCGGUUCUCAAGGAGCAGAAACUGAAAGAGGGGAUCACUUCUCAGUCUGGUGACAUCUGGGCGAAGAACCCGUUAUUUUCUUCCUCUGUGGCGGACCUGGCCUGUAACAGCUCUCCGGACUUAACGACUGUUGGCAACAGUGUGAAUCUUUCUCAAAGUAACCAACUGGAGUCUCUUCCAAGUAAUCUGCUGUCCAUGGUGACCUCCACCUUCAACGACCUGCCAGCAAUGCUUGCCUCUAUGGGGCUUGAGAAGUAUAAUCAGUUAUUUAAAUCGCACGAGGUGGACCUUGCUACAUUCCAAACUCUCAGUGAGACUGAUCUUAAAGAAAUAGGAGUGACAGCAUUUGGUGCUCGUCGUAAAAUGCUUCUCUGCAUUUCUGAGCUCAAUAAACGCUCUUCUCAAUUCCGCUACAGUGCAGCCGUUGGAGCUGAACGCAAGAGCUCUUCCUCCAACACUAGUCUUAAUGAAAACUGGUAGAUCUAGGUUAAGUAUUAUCUAAUUAUCUAUUUAUUGUUAUUAUAUUUGAUAGUAUAUUUAAUUAUAUUUAUUAUAUUUGUGCUUGUUGCAAAUCUUCGAUGCAUUAUAUUUAAUGCUUUAAACUCUGAUACAUUGCAAUGUAUUGCAGCUGUCAGUAAAACUGUGUUGUGAACAAAACAGUAACUCUAGUUUAUUAGUUUAAAUUUUGUUGGAAUGUUUUUAUUUACCUAAAUAAUGUAAAUCAAGAGUUUGCACGAAAACGAGUUUAAAAACAAUACUAAACUUUCAAACUUGAUUUGAAGUAAUGACUACGACUUAGACUAAUGGACACAGACAGUUGGAGUACAUUGUGCUGUGUGUUAUUGAGCAAUAUUUGUUCUAUUAGAUAUUUAAUGUAUAAGUAGGUGCAGGAAUUUCGUAAAUUUUAAGAUAUUCUGGUUUUAAUUAAUUAUAUUUGAUAUAUCUAUAUAAUAAUAGUUUUAUAAUACUUUAAACUAAUUUUAUUCCUUAAAACAAUAAUUAUGAUUACAAAUUGCUGUGAUCGUGAAAUUAUUAACUGUCCUAUAUUAGGAACAUUGUUUGUUUGAAUUUAAUGUAAAAUUAAUCGUAAUAUAAUAUUUUAAUAAUAAUGAUACUAGGAAUACUAACAGUCUUAAAUGUUAGCAAUAAUAAUUGUAACUUUUAACUUGUUUUACUAAACUAUAGAAUAAAAAUUGGUCAAUUCAUUAAUUUAAAAUAAAAUAAAAUAAUAGAAAAAAACUAUAUAGAUUUAAGUUAGAUUUUUUAUUCUAAAAACAACGUUAAUGUGUGAGGCAAUGUCUCACGUAACAGAUAAUUUAUGAAAGUGUUAAACAAUGGUAUGUUCCUUGCACCUAGUUUGUAAGUUAUGUAAGAAACCAUCAAAUAAAUGUAAAUUUUUACUAAAAAAGCAUGCUGUAAAGUGGGCAUGAGAGGCAGGAAGUUGAGAGGUUAUAACAUUGUUAUUGUUACAAUGAUGUGUAUUUAUGAAAAUGUAUGAUUAAUUUGUAAUAUAGGAACCUUAAAAAGGGAUAAUGUUUAAAUAUUAUAUACUUGUAUAAAUUUCAAUCAAUAAAGCUAUAACCCUGGA